This is a messenger RNA of Bombus pascuorum, 2192 nucleotides long. RefSeq names its product baculoviral IAP repeat-containing protein 7 (gene Diap2). The transcript has 8 exons. The coding region runs from base 384 to 1955 and encodes 523 amino acids. Gene Ontology annotation, cellular component: nucleus; cytoplasm. The record is from RefSeq and is a predicted model, not a curated record. NCBI's taxonomy places the organism in Eukaryota, Metazoa, Arthropoda, Insecta, Hymenoptera, Apidae. Gene Ontology annotation, biological process: regulation of cell cycle; positive regulation of protein ubiquitination; negative regulation of apoptotic process. Gene Ontology annotation, molecular function: ubiquitin protein ligase activity; cysteine-type endopeptidase inhibitor activity involved in apoptotic process.
UGUAAAUAUAAACUUUUAUUUGUAUAAAUUGGUGAAUUUUAUAAUUUGCAUUAUGAGUGUAUAUUAAUAAAAGUCUGAACAAAAUACAGGCACCCUAAUAAAGACGGUCCUGAAAUAUCGCGCACGCGUAGAAAUGUAACCUUUUAAUUAUAUUUCUCUACUUCGUUAUUAGUCUACAUACUAUGACGUGAUAUUUAGAUGAUUAUUAUAUCAAAUCAAUAUGUCUCAGUAUAAAUACAAUAUCAGUAUAAUAAUGAGGCUUCCAACGUAAAAUACAUACGAUAGUCAUUUAUUCUACGUUGUAAAUCGAACAUACGACUCUGUUAAAAUUGGUUAAUUUUUUCUAUCUGUAAUAUUCAAGUAAAGGUAAAUGAAUUUCUAAAAUGAAUAUUGAAGAAAGUAGACUAAGAACUUUUACGGAUUGGCCAGUAAAUGCCACAGUUGAUGCUGCUCGAAUAGCAAAAGCCGGAUUUUACUACACUGGACAUGCCUUAGAAGUACAAUGCUUUUUAUGUGGAGUAAAAAUUUCUGAUUGGAAUUAUGGUGAUCAAGCUAUAGUGCGCCAUCGAUUAGCCGAACCUAAUUGUCCUUUUGUUCAAAAUCCUUCUAGUACUUGUAAUGUCCCUCUGAUACCAAUACCUAUUAAUAAUCUUGGAUUAGCCUCAUCAUCAACAGAAACAUCACAGGACAAUAACAUAGUUGAAUGUCAAUCUAUAAACCUUUAUCAGAAUAAAGAACCUCAAAAAGAAUGUAAGGUUAUGUCACAAAGAUUACAAUCCUUUACUAAUUGGCCAAUUUCUUCUAUUGUAUCGCCUGAAAAACUUGCUAAAGCUGGAUUUUAUUAUCUUCAACAUGAUGAUGACGUACAAUGUACAUAUUGUGGAGGUAUUCUAAGAAAGUGGAAACUUGGUGAUGAUCCAGAGAGAAAACAUAAAGAAUAUUUCCCUAAUUGUAACUUCUAUGUUCAUCAAGAUAAAGAUGAUAAUUUAUAUUUAACUAAUGUAAAAUUAAUGCCUGGUGCAACAUCAAAUCUCUCAGACUUAGGAAUACAAAUACACACAACUCCUAAAAAACCAGAUUGUGCAACAUAUGAAGGAAGAUUACGAACCUUUAAUGGCUGGCCAGAAAAUAUUAAGCAAACUCCUGAAAUAUUAGCUAGUGCUGGAUUUUAUUAUGAUGGGUUUGGUGACCAUGUUAGAUGUUUUCACUGUGAUGGUGGUUUACGAAAUUGGGAAGCAACAGAUGAUGCAUGGACUGAACAUGCAAGAUGGUUUCCUAAAUGCGAAUUUGUGAAUCUUGUAAGAGGACAAGAAUUUAUCAAACACUGCAUUAACAACAGACCACCUUUGGAUCAAUCAAUUUUUGAAGGUGUAACAGAAGAUGAAAGCACAGAUACAGCUGAGGUACCACCUACUACUAUACCUUCAUUAGAAAUUACCGAAGCAACGUUAAAAAAAUUACUAGAGAGUCCACCAGCAAUGGAAGCUUUAGAAGUUGGAUUACAUGUGGGCAGAGUAAAGAGGGCAUUAAAAAAACGAAUGGAGGAAAUAGGGACACCAUAUACAAAUUCUGAUCAACUUAUAGAAGACGUUCUUUGUGAUCAAAUUAUGGAAGAAUCAACAAGGGAGCAAACCAAUAGUGGUAUAGAACAGUGUAAUACUGUUAAAAAAGAUGAAUAUAGAGUAUGUUCAAUCGAAGAUGGGAAUUCUGUAAUAUUCAAUGACAAAAGCAAUACUGACAAAAAGACUAACUUUAAGGAAUCUACAGCUUUGGAAGAAGAAAACAGAAAAUUAAAAGAAGCUCGUUUAUGUAAAAUUUGCAUGGAUCGAGAAAUAGCUAUUGUAUUUUUACCUUGUGGACACUUAGCAACUUGUGUUUACUGUGCGCCAUCUCUUACAUAUUGUCUAAUGUGUAGACAAGAAAUUAAAGCAACUGUCCGUACAUUUCUAUCAUAAAACAGAUAGUAAAAUAUUAAUCGUUAAAUUUAUUUAUGCAAAUUUAAUAAUUUAAAACGUAAAGAUAUACAUGUAUAAAAAUAUAUUUUUUGUAUAUUUCGUGAAAAUAAUGUAUGUAUAUCAUUGUAUUUAUAAUUUAGUCAUUAAAAUAAGAGUAUAUAUCAAAAAAUAGUGAAAGAAACAAAUUAUGUACUAAUACAGUAUUUCUCAAAUAGAAAAUUGUGUUAUUACGUCUAA